UGAGAGUCUCGAGGUAUGACUAUAUAUUCAAUCUAUUUCCAUCCCAAAUAGGAUCGAUACGCGCGUCAACCCCAUGCACUCCUCCCACCGCUGCCGAAACAUUCGCUGCUGAGUGGUGGCUUCCUAGGCCCUUUCGCGGCAUCGAAUUGCCGGCGCCAGAGCGUCACCAGUUCCACCCUGGAUUUGAUUUCCAUUUUAAUUCAUGGUAGUGCUAGGAUCUGUAGUCUUCCUGAUAUCCAUUCAAAAGGGGGAUUCUUGAGGAGACAAGAAGCGAGGCUGCGCCUCUCUCGACGAAUAUCAGAAUCUGCCCCAAAUGAAGUCCUGCACUAGCAUUAUCAUCGCAGCCACCUGGGCAGCGCUGGCUUGGCGUAUUAGUGCUGUCCCGGCGGCAAAAUCCAACAAGGCUCCUGAGCCCAAAUAUUUCCGUGAGCAUCCUUAUGAUGUUCACUAUGAUAAUCGCUUCGCUUUCACACUCCUCGAUGACCCAGAGCAGAGAGAGACCAUCAAGAUCUUAGUCCAGACGUACCUGGCAACUUUCCGAGACUUGGGCAUUCAAACAUGGCUGAUGCAUGGAACUCUUCUCGGAUGGUGGUGGGGGAAGAAGGUCAUGCCGUGGGACUAUGAUGCAGAUGUCCAAGUCACAGAGGCAGACAUGUAUUUUCUGGCCGCCUAUUACAACAUGACCAUAUACUACUACAAGUACGGUGCGAUGGAAGAAGGCCGCUUCUUUCAACUCGAGGUCAACCCGUAUUUUGUUCAUCGAGACCAAGAUGAUACAUCCAACGUCAUUGAUGCCCGGUGGAUCGAUAUGCAUAGCGGACUCUACAUCGAUAUUACUGCGGCAAGAUAUGCUCUGGAUCAUAAGGAGGGCGAAGGCGUUUUGUAUGACAAGUAUGGCCACGAGUAUCGCGAUACAUAUGUCUUUCCCUUACGAGACACAACGUUCGAGGGAGUGCCCUGCAAGAUUCCCUAUCGAUACGAGGAGAUGCUGGAAGCAGAAUAUGGCAAGAAAUCUCUAACUAAUACAGUAUUUCACGGCCAUAGAUUCGACAACGAGACAAGGUCAUGGGUUCCCCUUGAAGAAAAGCCGGAAGAAGACUUAUAGUUUGCCCAUAUGGAUCACAUCAGCAUGUAUAGGCGUUGGUACUCUUGAUAUUCAUCAGACAGUUUUGGCAUUUGGCAACUUUUAGAGUGUGAAGGGGUGGCGGGAUUGCCGGUAGGCCCGGUGCAUAGCUGGGGAUUUUGACGGAUUAUUUUAGGAGGUAUUGGGACUCAAAUCAUUAAAGGGAAUUGGGGUAUAUAGGCAUUAAUUUUU
Trichoderma virens Gv29-8 is the source of this 1315-nucleotide messenger RNA. RefSeq names its product mannosylphosphorylation protein. The record is from RefSeq and is a predicted model, not a curated record. The coding region runs from base 314 to 1105 and encodes 263 amino acids. NCBI's taxonomy places the organism in Eukaryota, Fungi, Ascomycota, Sordariomycetes, Hypocreales, Hypocreaceae. The transcript has 6 exons.